AUACAUUCAACUAACAGAAAUCAACUUUGUCACCAUAUCCAUACACAUUUCUGCAUAGUGUCGAUGCCAUGAUCAGAUCGUGUGGUCGCCCUAGAAAUGUGCGGUCAUUCCACACCAGUUGCUCGAGAUUCCGAUCGCCUAUAAGGCAGUUCGCGAGCGAUGCAACCAGUCGGGAUACCGGUGGACGAAAAGGAGUCCGGCUCCCAACACUUGAUGAGUGGAUACAGAGGGAACGUGCUAUUUCACUCUGGAGAGAUAUUGUGAGAGCGAUAAACGAGGUUCCAUCGAAAUCGACUAGACAAGAACUACGUGAAUUUGCUAGAGGCGAAUUCGAGCGCCAUAGAUAUGUCACGGAUAUUGGACAUAUUAGGUACUUGAUAUCUACCGGGAAAACGGAGUUUGAUCAUAUGAAACGUUACGUCGAAGAGCAGGCUCGAUGACGCUGAGUAUAAAUAUGAGCCAUCCGCAGGUGGAAUCCUCGCUUUGCGACCUGCCCGAAGUCAGUUAUAUCAAAUUCACGCUGUCGCUUUUAAGGAACGAAAGACCGUUCUUUCAAGCGGUAGAGAGCAAUGCCAAUCCCCUUGGAAAACCGAUGGCAAAA
Molecule: messenger RNA, 601 nt
Organism: Eremomyces bilateralis CBS 781.70
Lineage: Eukaryota; Fungi; Ascomycota; Dothideomycetes; Eremomycetales; Eremomycetaceae
Exons: 5
Coding region: 69-440 (123 amino acids)
Cellular component (GO): mitochondrion
Source: RefSeq, a predicted model, not a curated record